AUGGAAGAUAUUCAGGAGAACUUUAGAAGAUCUCCCGUAUUAAGAAACAAUGUUCAGCAUCAAACACUUUCAUCAUCAAAAAGUCAUUUAAGCACAGAUUCACUACUUUCAAGGAAUAGUCGAUCAGGACUAGUUGCCGUUCCAGAAAAUUUCACGAGUAUAGAAGGGCUUUCAGAUCGUCUUGGAAAUUUACGGUUUAAAAAAGCAGGAAAAGAAAAUGAAGGACAAUUUAAUUGCUCAGAGAUCAAGGACAACUUAUCUUUGAAAAACAAAAACGAAUCUCCAGAAAAAAACAGUUUGAAAAAAGAAACAAAACAAAUUGAAGUGCAGAAACAAGAAAAUUCAGAUCCAGACUCAAAACAUGAACCAGAGAUUCGGACAUGGAGUACACAUAAAGGACUUACAUUAACUGAAAUUGAAAAAAUAUCAAAACCAAAAGUAAAAAGGCUCGUUAAUGUUUGUCAAAUAUUUUUUCUUGAUCAUUAUUUUGACAAGCUACGUUAUCUCUACGAAAGACAACAACGAACAGAAAAGUUCCACGAAUGGGCAAAAAAACAAAUAAAAGAAGGGAAAUUAACAAGCUCAGAGCACGCUGCAGCAUGGAAAUGUCACUGCCAUACAGAACGAACUACACUUCGAAAAAGGCGUGCCAAAAUGAAACAAGAAAAUUUUCAUAUUAUUGCACAAAUUGGCCAAGGAGGAUAUGGAAGCGUUCAUUUAGCACAAAUGAAAGACACAAAAGAGAUUGUUGCUCUUAAAAAGAUGAGCAAAAAAUUACUACAUAAAUUGGAUGAGAUACGCCAUGUGCUUACAGAACGUGACAUUCUUACUAAUUCAACAUCUCCUUGGCUUGUUCGCCUUCUUUAUGCCUUCCAGGACCCUGAUUAUUUAUUCUUUGCUAUGGAAUAUGUUCCAGGUGGUGACUUUCGUUCUCUUUUAUGCAACAGUGGAGUUUUGCGUGACGAACAUGCGAAGUUCUAUCUAUCUGAAAUGUUUAUGUCAGUAGAUGCUCUUCAUCGUCUUGGAUAUAUUCAUAGGGACUUAAAACCAGAGAAUUUUCUUAUUGAUUCUAAAGGUCAUAUAAAACUUACUGAUUUUGGACUUGCAUCUGGAAUAAUUAAUUCUCAAAAAAUAGAGUCUUUGCGACUCAAGCUUGAUCAGAUCAAAAAUCUAGAAGUUCCUAUCAGAUCUGCAACUGAGCGCCGAGAUAUUCAUAAAACUUUGAAAAUGCAAGAAUUAAAUUAUGCUAAUUCUAUUGUUGGAUCACCUGAUUAUAUGGCACCAGAAAUUCUUAACGGCCAUGAUUACGAUUUUACAGUAGACUAUUGGUCUCUUGGUUGCAUCCUUUUCGAAUGCUUAACAGGUUAUCCUCCAUUUUCAGGAAAAAACAUGAACGAAACCUGGUCUAACUUAAAAAACUGGAAAUAUACAUUGAUUAGACCUAUCUAUGAAGAGAAAGAAUUUAAUAUUCAAGACGAAACAUGGGAAAUGAUCACAAAACUUAUUACGAGCCCCAGAAGACGAUUAUCUAGCAUUCAAGAAGUCAAAGAACAAAAGUAUUUUAAACAUAUCGAUUGGACAAAACUUCGCCAACAAGAAGCACCUUUUGUUCCAGAUCUUGAUUCAGAAUUCGAUCAUGGCUAUUUUGAUGAUUUUACAAACGAAGCUGACAUGCUAAAAUAUAAAGAAGUCUAUGAGAAACAAUCCUCUGUUGAAGCUAUGGAAGACCGUUACGAAAAAAUCCGUCCUUCUGUUUUCGUUGGGUUUACAUACAAACACCAAAAAAUUGUAGAAAGUAGUGGCAUACAGGAAAUCCCUAACCCUGUUAAUAAGCUUCAUAAUAGAGAAGUGACCUUUGAAACAUUAUUCUAG
This is a messenger RNA of Pneumocystis jirovecii RU7, 1872 nucleotides long. RefSeq lists its product as uncharacterized. The transcript is spliced from 10 exons. The record is from RefSeq and is a predicted model, not a curated record. Gene Ontology annotation, biological process: peptidyl-serine phosphorylation; intracellular signal transduction. Bases 1 to 1872 code for a protein of 623 amino acids. Gene Ontology annotation, molecular function: protein serine/threonine kinase activity; ATP binding. Gene Ontology annotation, cellular component: spindle pole body. Lineage: Eukaryota; Fungi; Ascomycota; Pneumocystomycetes; Pneumocystales; Pneumocystaceae.